GGGUGGUGCUGGUGAAGCGCGCAGCGGGGAGGCGCAUUGUUUGCAUGCAAACUGGACGACAUGGUCAUUGUGUGCGUUUGGGCAUAUAUGGAGCCAGAGUUGGCUCGGAGGACACAGCCCGUCUGAAGUCUCAGGGAGUUGUCCUCGGCUGUCUCCUGCCACGUUCUCCACACUGAUCUGCUCUGUCGCUAUGAGUUGUCUGGAUGUGAUGUACCACCAAAGCUAUGGAGCGCCCUACCUCCCUGCAGCAGCUUACAAGGCGACGUACUGCAGCCACCAGCAACAGAAGAAGCUGAAUGUUUACAGUAAGAUGCAGGAGUGCAUGGAGCAGCAGCAGCAAGGAGGAGGAGGAGGAGGAGGAAAGGGAAUGCUGCCUCAGGAUCAGGGUCCUGCAUCAACAGGUGCUGAACCGGGGCGAGCCUCAUCAGUUUCAGAGCAGAAGGACGCCGCUCAGCCCGCAGAGGCUGAAUACUUGAGCUCUCGCUGUGUGCUCUUCACCUACUUUAAAGGAGACAUCGGGGAUGAGGUGGAUGAGCAUUUCUCUCGUGCUCUCAGUCAGUCCAGCACCUUCAGCAGUGAGGCCAAGUCAAUCAGAGUGACACAGCCGUCUGCUUCAAACAACUUAUGGAAAGAUGGUUCCCUCCCUGAAGCUCAGGGCAGCUCAGCUUGGAGUGGCGUCUUUUCAUCCCAGAGCAACUCCUGCCUCCCCUCCGUGUCUGUCUCGGUCCAUCCAGAGUUCUCCUCCAGCCCCGUUUCCUUCAGUCACCCAGACGGAGCCCUGUGGGCCGGCCACAUGAUCUCUCAGGCCAGCAUCCCGUCUGCAGCCACACUCCCCGACACCUGGACCUACAGUCUGAGCCCCCAGAGCCCAAGCGGCUACCCCCAUGAAGUCUACCAUCCUCACCCGCGCUCCCACCCCCACAUCCACCCAAGACACCACUCCAUGCUGCACUCAUACCCUCCCCACAGCCCAGCUCUGGAUCCCAGGUUCAAUGCGCUGCUUUUGCCAGGCGUUAGAAGUCAAAGUCAGGUCGCAGGAAGUGCAGGAAGCUCCCCACACAGCGAGGGGGGCAAAACAGAGUUGGAUCUCAGCAGAAACAGCCCCGUCACAGCAACGUCUGUCCCCUGGUCGUCUUCAGCACUCCAUGGAUCUUUGGAGGUGUAUGACUCAGCGAUUGAUCAGACCAAAGUAAAGACACCAGUUUGGUUCUAACUGGUGAACUCAAGGCUAAAUAUCAGCUCAUACCAAAAAGGACUUUUUAUGUAUAGCUGAAUGUUAGCACUGUAUUGAAAAAAAAAAAAAAAG
Molecule: messenger RNA, 1306 nt
Organism: Nematolebias whitei (Rio pearlfish)
Lineage: Eukaryota; Metazoa; Chordata; Actinopteri; Cyprinodontiformes; Rivulidae
Gene: vgll3
Product: vestigial-like family member 3
Exons: 4
Coding region: 191-1213 (340 amino acids)
Biological process (GO): regulation of transcription by RNA polymerase II
Cellular component (GO): nucleus
Source: RefSeq, a predicted model, not a curated record